CGGGCAUGGCGGCGGCGGCGGCCCGCGGCUGCCCCCCGGCGGGCUCCGGGGACCGCGCCCUGGCCGAGCUGCUGCUGGAGUUCUCCCGGGUACAGUACCGCGCCAAGGACGGUGGCGGUGCCGCCGCUGCCAAGGUGGAGCGGAUCGAGCGGCGGUGCCUGGAGCUCUUCGGCCGCGAUUAUCGCUACAGUGUGAUCCCCAACGUGCACGGCGAGGUCUGCGCCCACUACCCGCGGCACAUCGUCCUGCUGGAGCGCGAAGCCGGCGCCGGCCGUGACUCGUAUGAGAGCACUGUGCAGGUUGGCAAACUGCAGGACCUCAUCAACCGGAGUAAGAUGGCCAGGUGUAGAGGACGCUUUGUUUGCCCAGUCAUUCUGUACAAGGGAAAGCAUAUUUGCAGAUCAGCAACACUGGCUGGCUGGGGAGAGCUUUAUGGGCGCACUGGCUACAACUAUAUCUUCUCUGGAGGUUCUGAUGAUGCUUGGGCAGAUGCAGAAGACAUUUCUGAGGAAGACUCUGCGCUUAGAAAUGCAGAUUCCCAGCUGUUUGACAAGGUCAGAGGGCACGACAUCAAGCUGCUUCGAUACCUGUCUGUCCGAUACAUCUGUGACCUGAUGGUGGAAAACAAGAAGGUGAAAUUUGGCUUGAAUGUGACAUCUUCUGAGAAGGUGGACAAAGCUCAACGUUACGCUGAUUUCACGCUUCUCUCCAUCCCAUAUCCAGGCUGUGAAUUUUUUAAGGACUACAAAGACCGAGAUUAUACAGCAGAAGGUCUCAUAUUUAACUGGAAACAGGACUAUGUAGAUGCUCCAUUAAGUAUCCCAGUCUCUCUGACCCAAUCUCUGAAUAUUGAUUGGAGCGAGUACCAGAGCUGGGACCUAGUACAACAGACACAAAACUACCUGAAGCUGCUGAUCUCCAUUAUCAAUAGUGAUGAUGACAGCGGGCUCCUGGUGCACUGUAUAUCUGGCUGGGAUCGUACGCCUCUCUUCAUCUCCUUAUUGCGCCUCUCCUUAUGGGCUGAUGGGCUCAUCCACACGUCCCUGGAGCCGUCUGAGAUUCUCUACCUGACAGUGGCCUAUGACUGGUUUCUCUUUGGGCACAUGUUAGUCGAUCGACUCAGUAAAGGAGAAGAGAUUUUCUUUUUCUGCUUCAAUUUUCUGAAGCACAUCACCUCUGAGGAGUUCUCUGCUCUGAAGUCACAGAGAAGGAAGAGUUUACCACCUGGCUUCACCCUGGAAGAGAUCUGCAUGCUCAAGCAGAAAGACCGAGGUAGCACCACAAGCCUGAGCAGUGACUUCUCCCUGGGGAUGGAAAGUUCCCCUGGAGCAGCUGGGAGCUUUACUUAUGAAGCAGUGGAGCUGAUGCCAGCAGGAGCACAGGCUCAAGCAGCAUGGAGGAAGAGCUGUGCAUCAUCACCGCAGGCCGUGCUCUGGAGCAGAGCACAGCAGUCUGAAGACAGGCUGCCUUCCACAGGGACGGUUGAAGUCAAGUCCUCCAGCUCCUCCUCAUCAACCCAUUCUGAUAACUUCCUGAGGAUUGGAAGCAGCCCACUAGAAGUGCCCAGAUCCAGCUCUCGGCACUUUCUCUGCCUAACGCAUCCACCAGGAUUUGAAAUGGCCAUGGUGUUUGGGGAAGGAAGCUUUUCAAACGAAGCAGGCCUCUGCAUCUAUCCUGUCCGCCUUUUCACCUGCUGACCCUCCUGAUGAUGCAGGGUGGAAAAAACUGGGUGCUGGUGGCAGGCAGAGGUAGGAAUCUGCUGGGAGCAAGCUGCGAGCGCUGUGCCAGCACAAAGGAUUCUGCCUGGAAGGCUGUGUGUUCCUGCUGGGGAAUGGGGACCCUGGACCUGAGCCUGAUCUCACGCCAUAACAAAGGCACCCUUCUGGAGUCUGACACUGCGAUAGGGCAGAGUCGAGCGGUGAGCUGGCCUAGGGAAGAAAGAACAGAGCCUGUGGAGCAAACACCGUGUGUUUAGGCCAACAUGGAAUAAAGAGACUCUGAGAUAAGAGGUUGCUGUUAACAGCUUCAAAUGCUUGUGUAGCCUCUGCAGGUUUUCUGGUGAGUCUUUUUCUAGUGAUUCUGAAUCAGCCACCAGCCAAAUCUGAGUACUCUCUCAUUGUAUGGAAAAUAAGAUGACAAACAAGUAAAGCAUUGAAAAUUUAUAAGA
Messenger RNA from Hirundo rustica (Barn swallow), 2167 nucleotides. It is a transcript of the gene MTMR14, whose product is annotated as myotubularin related protein 14. Gene Ontology annotation, biological process: dephosphorylation. Bases 6 to 1697 code for a protein of 563 amino acids. Gene Ontology annotation, molecular function: phosphatidylinositol-3-phosphate phosphatase activity. NCBI's taxonomy places the organism in Eukaryota, Metazoa, Chordata, Aves, Passeriformes, Hirundinidae. The record is from RefSeq and is a predicted model, not a curated record. The transcript is spliced from 18 exons.